Homo sapiens (human) is the source of this 1368-nucleotide messenger RNA. RefSeq names its product NADH:ubiquinone oxidoreductase subunit B3 (gene NDUFB3). Lineage: Eukaryota; Metazoa; Chordata; Mammalia; Primates; Hominidae. Gene Ontology annotation, cellular component: mitochondrion; mitochondrial inner membrane; respiratory chain complex I. The coding region runs from base 937 to 1233 and encodes 98 amino acids. The transcript has 4 exons. Gene Ontology annotation, biological process: proton transmembrane transport; electron transport chain. The record is from RefSeq and is a predicted model, not a curated record.
CGUUUCCGGUUGGCUCCGGUUGCAGAGUUGAGUGUCCUGAGAGGUCAGAUUGCUGUCAGGUGCUUGUUCCCGCUUCUGCCACACGCAAAAUUGUCUUUGUUUGCCUUUGGAUCGCAAAGGCAGAAGAACAGCAUCACUAAAAGUAAUAACAGUUCAUUUGUUUUUUAUGUUCUAAUAUUCAUAUAAUCACAGUUUUUAAUACGAGGAAGUUAAGAUAUAUACUUGAUAGUCUUCGGUAAACUAAAAUUGCAUGUAGUGGAAGUAGCAUUAUCUUCUUAUUUCUUUCUUAGGGAAAGGAUACCAGCACAUUUUCUUAGAGCCAGCUUCCUUUAGUGGAGGUUGAUCUUCAUGAGACUUUUAGAUUCACUUCAGACAUAGAUAGCUUUUAAAAUUUUUGGUUGCAUGUUUUUUCUUUAUUUAACUAAUUUCCUUACUGUUAUUAUUUGAGCUGCUCUGAAACGGAAAUAACCACCAUUUUUCAGUCCUCAGCACAAUUUAAGUCAAUUUUUCUAUUUUUAUUUUUUAUUGUCAAGUAUAUAUACAGAAGGGUGUAUAAAACAUACAUUUUAAAAAAUUAUAACUAACAGAAGCAGACACUCCUGUAUCCACCUCUUAGAUUAGAAAAUAAAGCAUUGCCAAUAACUUAGAACAUGCAGUCUUAACAGGGGUGAUUUUACAUUUCAAGGGGUUGAAAAUUGGUGGGGCCGGGGUCGGAAUCUUAGUUACUACAAUGAUUUGUGUCCCUCCAAAGGGCCACAGUAUAUAAACAGUUAUACAGUAUAUAUGUAGUGUUAAAUUUUCAUGGCGGGGGGUGUGAUUAGGAAUAAAAUGUCUAGAAAGGUUCCUUACAGGGACAAUAGUUAAAAAUUGGUUGAAAAACACUGCCUUAGAAUCUCCCAGUAUGUUUCUGUGAUUCCAUCUCCUCCACCAAGAGACAUGGCCCAUGAACAUGGACAUGAGCAUGGACAUCAUAAAAUGGAACUUCCAGAUUAUAGACAAUGGAAGAUAGAAGGGACACCAUUAGAAACUAUCCAGAAGAAGCUGGCUGCAAAAGGGCUAAGGGAUCCAUGGGGCCGCAAUGAAGCUUGGAGAUACAUGGGUGGCUUUGCAAAGAGUGUUUCCUUUUCUGAUGUAUUCUUUAAAGGAUUCAAAUGGGGAUUUGCUGCAUUUGUGGUAGCUGUAGGAGCUGAAUAUUACCUGGAGUCCCUGAAUAAAGAUAAGAAGCAUCACUGAAGAUAAUACCUGGAAGCAUCAUAGUGGUUUCUUAACUCUCCAAAAUAAGAUUUCUUCUCUGUAGCCUACUUGUCUGGUUUAUCCCUUACAGAAUAUUAGUAAGAUUUAAUCAAUUAAAAUAUAUAUAUAUGCCAA